Messenger RNA from Hippopotamus amphibius kiboko, 3028 nucleotides. It is a transcript of the gene RNF4, whose product is annotated as ring finger protein 4. Gene Ontology annotation, molecular function: transcription factor binding; zinc ion binding. The record is from RefSeq and is a predicted model, not a curated record. Gene Ontology annotation, biological process: positive regulation of transcription by RNA polymerase II. Lineage: Eukaryota; Metazoa; Chordata; Mammalia; Artiodactyla; Hippopotamidae.
GGGACGCGCGGGGGGCGGAGUGGAGGUCUCCGGAGCGGAAGUGGGUCGCUGUCGAGGCGGCGGCGUCUCGUUGAGGGCUUCUCCUCGGCAGCCUGCGGAGGUGUUUGCUCGCUCGAGUGCGUCGACCGGCGCGCCUGCCGAGCCUCGUCAGCACCUGGCAGGGGCUUGAAGAUACUGGAAGUCUCCUGACUCCAGGCUCCUGUGCCUGCCAGAGGACGGGCAAGCAUCCGGCACGGGGCUUGAGGCCUUCAGCCUCCCUGCACGUCUUGGUGUCGCCCACUUCCUUCCCUGUAGGUUGGAACCAAAGAGCACAAUGAGUACGAGAAAGCGUCGUGGCGGGACAGUAAAUUCUAGACAAACCCAGAAGCGAACCCGAGAAGCAGCCUCCCCACCCGAGAUGGCCUUGGAGGCAGAACCUAUAGAACUCGUGGAAAGUGCUGGAGACGAGAUAGUGGACCUCACCUGUGAAUCUUUAGAGCCUGUGGUCGUCGACCUGACUCACAAUGACUCUGUGGUGAUUAGUAUCACCAGAGCUUUAUUAGAUCUCAAGAACCGACUUUUAGCUUUGUGGAUUCUUUCUCUUAUUGUUGAAGAAAGGAGGCGGCCAAGGAGGAAUGCCAGGAGGCUGCGCCAGGACCACGCUGAUAGCUGUGUGGUGAGCAGUGAUGAGGAGGAGCUGUCCAGGGACAGAGAUGUGUACGUGACCACCCACACCCCCGGAAACACCCGGGAAGAGGCCUCUACUGGACUCAGGCCCUCUGGUACUGUCAGUUGUCCCAUCUGCAUGGACGGGUACUCAGAGAUUGUGCAGAACGGACGUCUCAUUGUUUCUACAGAGUGCGGCCACGUCUUCUGUAGCCAGUGCCUCCGUGAUUCCCUUAAGAAUGCUAACACGUGCCCAACUUGCAGGAAAAAGAUCAACCACAAACGAUACCACCCCAUUUAUAUAUGAAGUGUUGAGAGCCGCUCAGGAGAGACGGAUGGACAGAAACAGCCUGACUGCGUUCUCUACGUGGCCUUACAUGGGCUAUCUGCCUCCAGUUUCUUGAGCUCAAAAAGACUAUUUCAAAAUCAACAUCUGAUAUGUAAACUGCUCUCUUGUUUCCAACCCCGUCUUAGAUCCUUUGUUACCUCUAGUUUGAUGCUGUGGAGCUGGAGCCGGGGCCCGCCCAGGCCAGGGUCUACGUCUGCUUCUCUGGGUGGUCUGGUUCUAGGGUAGGAGAGAGGGAGUCAGGCACAUUGGAAUCGAGCAUCGUGGUUCCAGCCUCUUUCUGGAACCUGCACGUUUACCAAGAAGUUUUCCCCAUUUCGAAAGUUUGCCCCAGCUUUCUACUGGCAGUGCAUUGAGGGCUGGCCCUGGUCGGAGAGCAAACAGGUCCACCCAGCUCUCCCGGGCACGCUACCUCAUCCCAGGCAUCUGCCCACCACAGUGACCGAGCCAGACAAGGUCCAUCCGGCCUGAGGAUACCAGGUGCAAGCAUGGCCCCGGGAAGACCAACCACUGGACUUUUUUUUUCUUUCCUUGAGAUUCAGAGGUCACCCGUGAUUUCACCUGCAUGGAUGUCAGGGGUCCUGCAGAUCCUGAGGACCUCUGCGGGGCAAUCUCCAGUUUUCUGAGAACGAAAUGUGCAAUAAAGCCCGUUCUUUGCCUACUUCUCAGCAGCCCAGGAGAUGUAGCACUAUGAGUGUCCCUCAGAGGCCUCAUGUCGCCUACAGAGCAGUGCCUGUCUCGCCCCGCCCUGUCCACCACCUGUUCUCAGGAACUUUACCCAUGCCCGAGUUCACCUGGCGCAGGUCAUGCAAGGUCAAUGGGGCAGGCACGUGGUCGGGUGUCCUCUCUCUUUUCUGAUAAAAAUCCAUCCUGUGUUUACCACAUGCCCUUUGGUCCUCAGUUCCCACUGCCUGAUGUCUACUCAAGCAUAGACCCUGGGCGGUGGUGGCAGUAAUUGUGGCCUUAUUAGCCGCCCAUGACCACGCUGUUGCCCAGGUCACAGCCACCCUGCAUUUCAAAGAGCUUGGCUCUCCAGACUCGAGCUGGGCACCCCCACCCCUGCAACUGACAUUCGUUUCAGAAGCUGCUCUUCUGGCCUUUGGGCCUUGAUCCUUCGGGCUUUGAUUGCUUCUUAGGUUUUGGUUGGCAGAGUACGGUGGCCUCUCCUCCCCAGGAGCCCAGAUAACACCUUCUGCUCAACCCCACAUGGGGGAGAGCCUCUGGUCCUCAAGGAGGCGGUGAGGCGGCCGGAGCUGACCUGAGCUGCCCCUCAGGCUUCGGGGUGGCUCAUAGGGGAGAGGCCUUGCAGCGCCUGCUGCCUCCACCUCCGCAUCCCUUCUUCCUCAGAGGGCUUCAAGCCAAACCAACAGCCUUUUUGUGUGAAAAAUCUUCGCGGUGGGAAAGGGGCCUCCUCUGGCUUUGCUAGCAAUAACUGACCUUCACUUCAUCCUUCUGGAGGGGCAGGGACUCGGCACAGAAUCCGCUUUAAACGGGGCUGAAGGCGCGUCCCUCCUCUGUGAGAAGAAUAUGGUUUCAUUCUUCAUUCUGACUUUUUAACUGUUUGGCUCACUUUCAGUUCGUUUGAUGAAAGUACUCUUUUCUACUUGGAGUCGAGGGCGAGACAUCUGUUCUCAUCAGCGUGGUGUGCAGUGUGUCUGCCCGUUGAUUGGACAUCAUCGCCAUUAAGUUCCUUCUGGGCUUCACGGAAUGCUCUUUUUUUAUGUUCUAACAAUUCCCAGACUUCAGGAGCCAAGACAGCCACGCAGCCAGAAUCUCCUGCGUUUUAUGCUUAAGGGCAAAGGGUUGAUCAUAAAGGUUGUAUUCCUUCAUACUAAAUUAAGUUGGGAAAAAAUGUUUCGUUUCUACUGUUCGGAAAUUGCAAAAUAGGAAAAAGUUGAUACGAAAAAUCCUUUCCCUUCCUCAGUGUACAUAGUUCAAAUCUUUCUUUGUUACAUUUAAACUAUCCAUGUAUGUCCAUCUGUUUUGGACUCCUCUGCGAGUGUUACAGGCGGAAAUAAACCAUUAAUUUGAACCAGG